Ylistrum balloti is the source of this 1792-nucleotide messenger RNA. Its product is annotated as DNA-(apurinic or apyrimidinic site) endonuclease 2-like. Gene Ontology annotation, cellular component: nucleus. The coding region runs from base 11 to 1786 and encodes 591 amino acids. Gene Ontology annotation, biological process: base-excision repair. NCBI's taxonomy places the organism in Eukaryota, Metazoa, Mollusca, Bivalvia, Pectinida, Pectinidae. The transcript is spliced from 5 exons. The record is from RefSeq and is a predicted model, not a curated record. Gene Ontology annotation, molecular function: DNA-(apurinic or apyrimidinic site) endonuclease activity; double-stranded DNA 3'-5' DNA exonuclease activity; phosphoric diester hydrolase activity.
GAACACAAGAAUGAAAAUCGUAUCAUGGAACAUCAACGGCAUCCGAGCCAGCAAGAUAAAUUUAAAGACACUUUUUGAUUCUCUCGAUGCGGACGUGAUUUGUCUUCAGGAGACCAAAGUAACACGUGAUCAACUUGAUGAGCCGACAGCUAUAGUUGAAGGAUACAAUUCCUACUUUAGUUUUUCCCGGAAACGUAGUGGUUACUCAGGAGUUGCCAAUUUCUGUCGAGACACAGCCACACCAUACAGUGCUGAGGAAGGCCUGACAUCAUUGCUGAACCAGAAGGAUGAUGGGAAAGUGGAAAGCUAUGGUGAUGUGACACAUUUCUCAACAGAUGAGCUUGAGGCCUUGGAUGCAGAAGGGCGGACUGUGAUCACACAGCAUCAGAUACAGACAGGUGAUGGUAAGGAUGCUCAUCUGGCAAUCAUCAAUGUUUACUGCCCAAGGGUGGAUCCUGAACGAGAAGACAGAAAAGUUUACAAGAUGAGGUUUCUCGCACUCCUUCAGACGAGAGCAGAGGCUCUUUUACAGAGCGGGAGUCAUGUGAUUGUCCUGGGAGAUAUCAAUUUGAAUCAUAAAAAGAUUGACAACUGUGAUCCAGAUUUAGAGAAUUGGGGUAAGGCUCCCAGCAGAAUGUGGAUGAACCAGUUCCUUUGGGAGCCUGGAAGAGAUCCUGAUAUAGAUCCUGUAGAUGAUACAGCAGAAUUUCUGGGUACCACAUCCACUGUCAAAGGUGGAUUGUUUGUGGACACAUUCAGACACCUGUACCCUAACAAGACUGAUGCCUAUUCCAACUGGUGUACCCUCACAUCUGCGCGGGAAACCAACUAUGGCCGUCGGCUUGACUACAUAAUGUGUGAUGUUCCUAUGGCUAAAAGUGACCUGAAGGAGAGUUGGGUGAUGAAAGAUGUUGAAGGAUCUGAUCAUUGUCCUGUUAAGACAGAAUUCACAGCAUCAUUUCUACCAGCAAUCAAAUGUCCUGCUCUGUGUACAAAAUAUAUGCCAGAGUUUGUUGGCAAGCAACAGAAAUUGUCAUCUUUCUUCAUGAAAUCCGCAAAAUCAAAUAGUUCAUUGUCAAAACAGGAUUGUGGAAGAUCACCAAAGAAGACAAUAUCCUCAAAAACUUCAGUUGAUGAAAAGAAAACUGAAAAGGUGUUAAAAACAAAAUCUCCUAAUAAACCUGGAUGUGGUCUAAAACGACUUGAUAAAAAAUCUCCUAAUAAACCUGGAUGUGGUCUAAAACGACUUGAUAGUGAUCGUUCAGAAUACUUGGGACCUGAAGCAAAAAGAAGAAAAGGGGACAUCAAGAAAAAUUUGUCAAUUCCUAAACAGUCCAACCUGAUGAAUUUCUUCGGGAAAUCAACAUCUAAAAAUAACAUUUCCUCAGAUAACUCCCAAAGAAGUCAAACUAAUUCAGAGAUAAAUGCAUGCCAAAAUGGCCAUGAAUCUACAAGUGAAAAAUGUGAAAGUGUUCAUUUGACAAAUGAAACUAAGGUUGACUUAGUUAGUUCUGAUGAUACUGACUCACCGUCCAGCUCUCAGGAACAGAAGUCUGGUAAAGUCACUGUGAAGAAGACCUCAUCAAUUGCUUGGAAAAAUUUAUUGAAGGGACCGCCAACUGCUCCCUUGUGUAAAGGUCAUAAAGAACCUUGUUUGUUAAGGACAGUCAAAAAGGAGGGGCCCAAUAAAGGGAAACAGUUCUUUGUUUGUUGUAGGGCAGAAGGUCUAAGCUCAAAUCCAGAGGCUCGUUGUGAUUUCUUCAAAUGGGUUGACAAUAAAAAAUAAAAAUAU